Messenger RNA from Fulmarus glacialis (Northern fulmar), 1269 nucleotides. RefSeq names its product hydroxymethylbilane synthase (gene HMBS). Gene Ontology annotation, molecular function: hydroxymethylbilane synthase activity. Gene Ontology annotation, biological process: heme biosynthetic process. Gene Ontology annotation, cellular component: cytoplasm. Bases 1 to 1044 code for a protein of 347 amino acids. The record is from RefSeq and is a predicted model, not a curated record. The transcript is spliced from 12 exons. NCBI's taxonomy places the organism in Eukaryota, Metazoa, Chordata, Aves, Procellariiformes, Procellariidae.
AUGAUGUGCUCUUUGUAUAGGGCUUUGCUUUCUUCUUUGUUGCAGCUGGCCCGGAUUCAGACCGACAGCGUAGUCGAGAUGCUCCGUGAGCUAUACCCCAACCUCCGCUUUGAGAUUGUUGCCAUGUCAACGACCGGAGACAAGAUCUUGGAUACAGCACUUUCUAAGAUUGGGGAGAAGAGCCUCUUCACCAAAGAGCUGGAAAAUGCACUUGAAAGAAAUGAAGUUGACCUCGUGGUUCACUCCUUGAAGGACCUGCCAACUUCUCUUCCUCCUGGCUUUACCAUCGGCGCAGUCUGCAAAAGGGAAAACCCACUUGAUGCUGUUGUCUUUCAUCCCAAAAACUGUGGAAAAACACUGAGCCUCCUUCCUGAAAAGAGUGUGAUUGGAACCAGUUCACUUCGGAGAGCAGCACAGCUCAAAAAGAAGUUCCCUCAGUUAGAAUUCAGGGAUAUUAGAGGGAAUUUAAACACCCGCUUAAAGAAGCUAGAUGAGAAGGAAGACUUCAGUGCCAUCAUCCUGGCUGCUGCUGGGCUGAAGAGAAUGGGUUGGGAGAAUCGCAUUGGCCAGCUCCUAAGCCCUGAAGAUUGUCUGUAUGCUGUUGGACAGGGUGCCUUAGCAGUGGAAGUUCGUGCCAAAGACCAAGAGAUACUGAAUAUGGUAUCUGCCCUGCAGGAUGCAGACACCGUGUUAUGCUGCAUUGCUGAGAGAGCCUUUAUGAAACGUUUGGAGGGUGGAUGUAGUGUCCCUGUUGCCGUCAACAGCAUGCUGAAAGAUGGCCAGUUGUAUUUGACAGGAGCAGUCUACAGUUUGGAUGGAUCUGAUAGCCUGAGGGAGACUAUGCAGACCAGUGUUAAUUAUCCCCCACAGAAUGAAGAUGGACCAAAUGACGAUGUGCAGCAUAUUGGCAUCACAGCCAAGAAUGUCCCUGGUCAGGCCCAGGAAGCUGCGGAGAACCUUGGUGUUGAACUAGCUAGUUUACUUCUGAGCAAGGGAGCUAAGCAUAUCCUCAGCGUGGCAAGGCAGCUCAACGAUGCCCGCUAAACGUGUGGUGCGAUCGGCAUAAUUGCUACAACUCUAGCAAGUCUUUGCAGCUACACUUCCUUUGGAGGAAGGGAUUUAUUUAAAAGUUCGCACCAGUCUCAUCUGAUGCUUGGACACAAAAACUUGAAAUACUAAGUUGACUAACUUGAGUAGGUUACGCUGUUCAGGGUUUUCAUCCCUCUCUGCGUUUCUCUAAAUUGCAGAGUGCCUCUGUGAAGUUUUUCA